Messenger RNA from Striga hermonthica, 162 nucleotides. Lineage: Eukaryota; Viridiplantae; Streptophyta; Magnoliopsida; Lamiales; Orobanchaceae. The record is from the annotation of a GenBank genome assembly.
GUUUGUUUGAGUAUAAAUAUGUGGUUUCUUAUAUGCAUUCAAAUAUCUUCACUUCUAUUUUUCACUCAUUCAUACUUUUAUCAUUUUCUUCUUUUUGCUCUUCCUAUGGAACUUGCCUUCAACUACAUCGAUGAUUUCCCUUUCAUCAAGUUGAGCACUCGC